Messenger RNA from Brugia malayi, 1407 nucleotides. RefSeq lists its product as uncharacterized. The transcript is spliced from 11 exons. The coding region runs from base 1 to 1407 and encodes 468 amino acids. Gene Ontology annotation, molecular function: protein binding. The record is from RefSeq and is a predicted model, not a curated record. Lineage: Eukaryota; Metazoa; Nematoda; Chromadorea; Rhabditida; Onchocercidae.
AUGGCUGGUUUUAUUGAAGGCAUCGGCGAUGAGGUCAUCUGGUUUUUGAUAACAGUAAUUGUCAUUGUGUUAAUAUCACUUGCUUGGAUCAGUACUGGCAUACCACCAGUAGAUUAUUACGUAUGGCUUGUUCAAAUGCAAAUUCGUCCCAACAGACGGGUUGUUCAGGUGUUGCAAGUGGAUAAUCAAGAAGUCAAUUUAUUUCGAGAUCGUCGAGAGAGACGACCUCUUAGUGCGGUUACGGAGCAAGCACUUGAAGCAUUCAUAGACACUGGUAUCAUGGAACAAAGUAACACUUCUGAAGAGGUAAUGUUACCUCAGACAGAGGAAAUGGCGCAACGACAAACAGAUGAGGAUACUUCCCUGCAUACACAAGAAAUAUCACAGGAACAGGCAAUAAUCCUAGCAGAAAACAGGGAAAGCUUACUCCAUGCAACUUUUAUGGGGGCGGAAAUUGUUAAUUGGCAACGAAAUGCAGAUCUUUCAGCUUCAACUUCAAUUGAAAGUGGAAAGAAUUCGCAAACUGAUACAAAAUGUGAAUUAUCUUCGGUUGUUACCAAUUCAGCUUGUCAACUCGCUGAGGGAAUGGAAGGUGAUAAUGGUGGGUGUCAUUUAUCUAAUGUAAAAUUAAAGUUCCUGGAUGACUCUCAGGUUACUGCUUGUACAGCUCUGGAAUCUACUGUGGGACAGUUUAAGAGGCGUUACUUCUGGGAAUCAAUGCUUGAGGGAAAAAUAGUACGAUUGAUUUAUCGCGGGCAAUUACUACGAGAUGAUACACGAUCAUUACUAAGUUACGGUUUACAUGAUCAGUGCGUUGUACAUUGUCAUGUUAGUUCUACACCUUACGCACAGCCUUCCUCGUCAAUUUCGAACACAUCGAAUAAUGCUGUUUUAUCAUUCGAAUCUUCUGGUCUAAGAAAUGGAACAGCUGUAGCAGCUAUCGCAGCCAUUGCUGGUUCACAGUCGGUGUCAGCCCACACAGCAGAAGAAUUAACUCAUACAGUUAUUCAGACAUUUCGGGGUCAUUCUAUAGAAGACAAUCAAAAUGAUCCUAUAUUAAUACGAGUGCAAAACGCUUUCUCACGGGCUUUUCGAUAUGGAUAUAAUGCAGUAAUGGGCCCAGACCCAGGAUUGAUAGCAAUAAGAGGUGUAUCGUUGGAUGCAGCAGCUGAUAUCGCAGCAAAUAAUGGAUGGAAUCAAAAUGCGAAUGUUUUAGGAGGACGCAUUGGUCAGUAUGUCCAAGUCAUUUUCAUUGUGAAAUUUCUGAUACUAUGGACAUUUGUAUUCCUGUAUCCACAAUAUACAGACCGGUUUUCUUUACUAUUACUCACUUUUCUAAGUAUGUUUUUUGUAUCCAUUUUAUUUUCUAAUGGUCAUCGUGCCAACAGUAAUGGCAUGCAGACAUAA